This is a messenger RNA of Rhopalosiphum padi (bird cherry-oat aphid), 1134 nucleotides long. Its product is annotated as trimethylguanosine synthase-like. The record is from RefSeq and is a predicted model, not a curated record. Bases 1 to 1134 code for a protein of 377 amino acids. NCBI's taxonomy places the organism in Eukaryota, Metazoa, Arthropoda, Insecta, Hemiptera, Aphididae. Gene Ontology annotation, cellular component: nucleus. The transcript has 9 exons. Gene Ontology annotation, molecular function: RNA cap trimethylguanosine synthase activity. Gene Ontology annotation, biological process: 7-methylguanosine RNA capping; 7-methylguanosine cap hypermethylation.
AUGAGAUACAUGCUGUUUUCUAACUUCGAUCAAGGAAUUGUGUUGGAUGAGGAGAGCUUUUAUUCGGUUUGCCCCGAGAUCUUAAGCUACCACAUUGCAAAACGUUGCACUAAUAAUGUAGUGGUAGAUCCCUUUUGUGGUGCUGGUGGCAAUGUCAUUCAAUUAGCGAAAACCUGUAAAAAAGUUAUAGCGAUUGACAUCGACCCGGAGAAGAUCAAGUUGGCACGGCAUAAUGCUAAGAUAUGCGGUGUUGAGGACAAAAUCCACUUUAUGGUCGGCGACUUUUUUUCGAUUUAUCAUACGAUAAAAGCUGAUGUAUUGUUUAUGUCUCCGCCGUGGGGAGGACCCGGAUAUGCAAUCAACAAAGUUUAUAGCUUAAAGUCUAUGUGUCAUAGUCAUUUUGGAGGAGGUUUUGAUAUUUUUAAACUCGCCAAAACUGUUGCACCAAAUAUUGCAUUCCACAUGCCAAAAAACACCGACAUAUCUGAAUGUUUGCGUUUGGCACAAGAUUUCGGGAAAGUUGAAAUUCAACAAAAUAUCAUUAAUGGUAAAUUAAACUCAAUCACAGCGUUUUACGGAAACUUUAAUUGGAGGGUUGAACGUUUGGUCACAUUGAUCCAAAAGCCAACACGUUUUGGUACAAAUAAACACAACGUUUGGGCACAUAAAAUAAAAGGUCUUUUCGUUUUUACCUGGCAUAAUAGACGUCCGAUUAGAAACAAAUCUGCAGUAGUUGAAAAUAAAACCUCUAAUGAUGACUUCUAUUCGGAUAAACUUAAAUUUUGUACUACAGCUAUUGGGGAUGACGAAAAAAUUAAUUAUACUACGGGAUUGGACGAUAACUUGAGAAAUAUUAAUUCGAUUCUUGAGGAUCUAGGUUUUCUGUCUACUUUUAAUGAUGCGUAUACUCGAACAGUUCAUCCAUUAAAAAUAAAAUGUUUUAAUGUCGAUAAACAGUUUAAUACUGGUCAUGGUUCAAAUUUUUAUACUGCGAAAAAACCAGAAAAUUUAACAGGUAAUCCAGAUAAUCAAAACGAAAGACAUCAAAAUUCAAUAUCAUAUCAAAAAUUCCCGGAAAAAUUCAUUAUCAAAAGUCAACAAUUACUAAAAACAACACAAACUCACAACCAUUAA